Molecule: messenger RNA, 633 nt
Organism: Amoebophrya sp. A25
Lineage: Eukaryota; Dinophyceae; Syndiniales; Amoebophryaceae
Source: the annotation of a GenBank genome assembly
CACAAGAAUCGAGAACAAGAAGGGAUCAUGAUCAGUAAAAAUAAGUUGAUACCUCCACUCUGUGCGUAUCGGGUUGCAAGGCAUGAUCUUCUGAAAAAUGAAGAUCCUACAACAACUGUAGAAGAUUCAACUACACCUGGAGGAGGUUGCGGCUAUCAACGACAUCGCCCCCCAGCGGCACUAGAGCUAGAUAGUGGAGCCGGGGUCGGACCUUUGUUCAGUGAUGAAGAAGCUGGUGCUCCUCGACGACAAGGAGGAGGCGCGCCUUCAUCUCUCCAUCGUCAUCAUGUACAAGAACUGGCACGAGAAGGAUCAGCCGCUCUACUGUUUCUUGCUCCGAGAGAGACGGCUGCUCCAAGUGAAGAUUCUGGGGCACAAGAAGGCGAGCAAGAUGAACCUGAUGAAGCAAAAAUGUGUUUAGGCACGACAGACGCGACUGCGGGACUCUUCUCACGGGACUCUUCUAAUGGCAGUGCCAAAUCAAGUAGAAUCAAAACGAGUACUUAGUGUCAUGCCGACCAUAUUACGGUCGUCCCUAAGUGCAACCGGAGCAGGCGAAGAUCGUCGUGUCCAAGUUGUACUACACCCUCCUAGUACUGUGCAAAAAAUGAAAGGGAGUAGGGUCAUACCGAC